Messenger RNA from Rosa rugosa (rugosa rose), 1521 nucleotides. Its product is annotated as probable protein phosphatase 2C 8. The transcript is spliced from 4 exons. The coding region runs from base 169 to 1329 and encodes 386 amino acids. Gene Ontology annotation, cellular component: nucleus; cytosol. Gene Ontology annotation, molecular function: cation binding; protein serine/threonine phosphatase activity. The record is from RefSeq and is a predicted model, not a curated record. Gene Ontology annotation, biological process: protein dephosphorylation. NCBI's taxonomy places the organism in Eukaryota, Viridiplantae, Streptophyta, Magnoliopsida, Rosales, Rosaceae.
CUUACACCUGUCCCCCAGACCCCAUCGGAGCCGUCCACGUCUCCCCUUGAAAAACCCAAGUCAGUGGUCCUUAUAAUGGGGUUUUGGCACCCAUCGAUCGGCCAGCGAAAUAUGGACGGUUCCGAUUUGAUACUUUCUUGGUGUUUGUGGAGGAUUUAUAUCCGGUAAAUGACGUUUGCUUCCGGCGAUAUGAGGCGGAGCCUUGUUAUUGAGAAGAAGAAUGAUCGCAGCAGAAAGCGAAUGAGAGUCCGACGGCUCAAGUACACGUGUCGGACAAAGAUCCGGCUGGACGUUAGCGGCGGCGACCAGGAACGCAGCUCCGGAGAUCGUCAAACUGAGAAGGAUGCUGGCAAUUCUGUGAAGAUAGUAUCGGUGUCGUUCUCCUCGUCGUUGGAGAACGACAGGGUCCUGUCGAGUUCUGGAGAUGAAACGAGGGACGGGAGUGAGAGGAGUAGCUACGGCGUCGUUUCGGUGGCGGGGAGGAGGAGGGAAAUGGAAGACGCGGUGAGAGCGGAGGUAGGGUUUGCGGUCGACGGGAAGUACGACUUUUUCGGGGUGUACGACGGGCAUGGUGGGGCCGACGUAGCGAGGGUUUGCCGGGAGAGGUUCCACGAGGUGGUGGCGGAGGCGGUGGAGAUGGAGGUGGUGAAGGGAGUGAAGGAGGAGGUUGAUUGGGAGAGGGUGAUGGAGGGGUGUUUUCGUAAAAUGGAUGAGGAGGUGAAUGGGAUCUCAGUAGCCAAGACGGUUGGGUCUACGGCGGUGGCUGCGGUGGUGACGGAGGAGCAGGUUGUGGUGGCCAACUGUGGUGAUUGUAGGGCAGUCUUGUCAAGAUCCAGUGGUACUAUUGCCUUGGCCUUGUCUAGUGAUCAUAAGCCUGAUAGAGCAGAUGAGUUGGAGAGAAUUGAAGCUGCGGGUGGGAGGGUGAUCAAUUGGAAUGGAAGCCGUGUUCUAGGGGUGCUUUCCACUUCCAGAUCCGUAGGUGACCAGUACCUGAGACCAUAUGUGAUUUCGAAACCGGAUGUAACGGUGACGAAGCGAACAGAGGAGGAUGAAUUCCUCAUCCUAGCUAGUGAUGGCCUGUGGGAUGUUAUAUCCAAUGAGGUUGCAUGUCAAGUUGUGAAGAAGGUCCUUCAAGGCAGAAUCAUGACGAGAAGGAUUAUUAAUCAUGAUCGUGAUCAUGUGCUCCUGAAUUAUGAAAGGCCGCCGGACAGUGCUACUAGUAGUAGAAUAUCUGAGGCAGCAGCAGUAUUGGCUGAGCUAGCUAUGGCCCGGGGAAGCAAAGAUAACAUUAGUGUCAUAGUAGUGGACCUCAGAAAAUUGCCUGACUAGCUAGCGGUUUUAUCUAUAUAUGCUUUCUGAUAAUCAUAUUGAUUUUUUGUGCCAGUUCUUGUAUAGAAGAUUCAAAAUUGAAGUUGAUUUUCAAUUAGAAAAACAAGUUGAGCGAUAUUGAUUUGCAAUUGUUCGAUCAAAAGGUUGACUACAUAUAUAGGGCAUGCAAUUUGAGUUCUAUAUCUGUUUUCA